AACAGUUGGCUUUAUCUUUCGUUUAGAAAUCUUCAAAUAGCUUCUUUUACCUCAUCACAAUGCCCCAGUCGUCUCUGGUAUCUCUUCAGAUACCAGCACAGCCGCGUACCCCGAAGCAAAAGCCUUUGAGCCUGCAACCCAGCCCCUGCCCCAGAUGCUUCCAAGGUUCUGUUUUCAGGUUUCUUAUAUCCCCGAAAGAGACGAUAGUUUCAUGCGAUAACUUAGAGUGUGAUUACCCCUUCAAAUGCCCACAAGCCACAAGAGACCAUGAUCUCAAAGUUGAGCUACAAGGCACAUCCUCCAAGCGUCAACGUAUCGAUAAUCUAUUUCAACCCACUACAACGCAGGAUAUCUUGGACAGCUGCUACCAAAAGAUUAAACUGUUUAACGGCACGGACCUCACGGUGUCCAGUGAAAUUUUGGAGAGCUCGAGGAGGGAGAAAAAUCCCUCGGGUGUCAAGGUUGAAGUGAAACUUGAAUCGAGCGAGGACAUUCUAAUGCAGCUCCUCGCUGACCAUACUGCUAUGGCGGUGUCCAGGGACGAAGAAACGACAGGGGUUGGGUCAAAAAGUCUAUAUAUAGAUGACAGGAUUGCAUCCUUUAUCACCAACCAGCCAUCAAAGACUUGACUGUUUUCCUUGAGCAAAUGAAUGUCAUCCCAAACACAACGACUUGUACCAAUUCGCCGAUACGUCAUUUAGUCAGCUCUAUCUUGCGAAUCUUCACCCGAUAAAAUAUCGAUGCAUGUAGCAAUGGUUUGGAUCUCAGUGAAAGAUAAUUUUGCUCCACCUGGUAAAUCACAGACUUAACCAUAGUUCACUCAAUAUUAGUAUAGCAGCUGUAGCCACAUACUAUACAGAAAAAUAUAUUUUGUA
This is a messenger RNA of Babjeviella inositovora NRRL Y-12698, 875 nucleotides long. RefSeq lists its product as uncharacterized. Bases 60 to 629 code for a protein of 189 amino acids. The transcript has a single exon. NCBI's taxonomy places the organism in Eukaryota, Fungi, Ascomycota, Pichiomycetes, Serinales. The record is from RefSeq and is a predicted model, not a curated record.